Molecule: messenger RNA, 1049 nt
Organism: Anoplophora glabripennis (Asian longhorned beetle)
Lineage: Eukaryota; Metazoa; Arthropoda; Insecta; Coleoptera; Cerambycidae
Exons: 2
Coding region: 99-1049 (316 amino acids)
Biological process (GO): DNA integration; DNA recombination
Molecular function (GO): DNA binding
Source: RefSeq, a predicted model, not a curated record
CUUACGCUUUGGCAUAUCGGUGUCAAUUACAAUACGGAACCCCAUCCAUUGGCAGACCAACUUACCCUGGUGGCCGCCAAGUUAUCUGGGAAUCAUUUAUGAACAGAAACGUCCCAGCAGCAGUAAUUGAUACCAUGAUAUCAUCAAUUUCAGAAGCCACCAUUAAACAAUACAAUACCACCUACCGUCUUUGGUGGGAUUUCUGUGUGGUUAACAAUAUUCCGGUAUUUCAGGCAACCAACAAUGAUGUGCUCACAUUCUUACAAUACGUCUCAGAGAGACAUAAUUAUAGGUAUGGAGCCCUCAACGCCCACAGAUCGGCUCUCAGUCUCAUAUUACCCAAUAACCUCGGAACUGACCCUAUGGUAAAGAGAUAUAUGAAAGGCUUAUCUAGGCUGAAACCACCUAGGCCAAGAUAUACAAACACAUGGGAUCCACAAACGGUUCUUUCAUAUUUGGAAUCUUUACCUAGAGAUUUAAACUUACUGCAAAGUUCUCAAAAGUUAAGCACUUUGCUGGCUCUCAUCACAGGAGGAAGAUUACAGACGAUAUCUUUAAUUAGAAUAUCUAAUAUAACUGAGGAUAAUCAGGAGAUUCAAAUUAACAUCACGGACCAAAUCAAAACUUCGGCCAUUAAUAGGGAACAACCAACAUUACAUAUCCCCUUCUUCACAGAAAAACCAAACCUUUGUGUCGCUACAACCCUGAAGAAUUACAUCGAGCUUACCAGUAAAUUGAGAACCCCAGACCAAGAUUUUAUAUUUUUAACAGUUCGGAAACCACAUACUGUCGCUAAUAAACAGACUAUUAGCAGAUGGGUAAAACAAACGCUUUCCGCAGCAGGAGUGGACACUUCAAAAUUCAGACCACAUUCUACUAGGCACGCUUCAACAUCGGCGGCCCUGAGGCAUGGGGUGUCGUUGGAAACAAUUUGUAGAACAGCAGGAUGGAAUACUGCAACGACUUUUGGAAAAUUCUACAAUCGCCCCAUCUCGGACAGAACUAGUUUUGCGAAGGCGAUUCUUAAUUUGUCGACUGUCUCAAACUAA